Molecule: messenger RNA, 1923 nt
Organism: Glycine soja
Lineage: Eukaryota; Viridiplantae; Streptophyta; Magnoliopsida; Fabales; Fabaceae
Product: putative lipase ROG1
Exons: 11
Coding region: 294-1649 (451 amino acids)
Source: RefSeq, a predicted model, not a curated record
ACAAACCCCACUGAUGAGUGGUGAGUUUGCGGUGACGCCACGCUGUAUGUCUGCGUUGCGUUGCGUGUCGUUUAUCGCCUACUCUUGUCGUUUACAAAUUCACAAUUGGCCUGUUCCCACCCACGAAUCCAUUGCCCAUUCCGAUUUCUGAGUUCUGAGAGACUCAAAAGUUCAGAGUGGUAUGGGCAGUGUUGUGAUUUGGUCCAGAAGAUAACAACACGACACUACACUCGUGCCGUUUUCCUUGCCUUCAAACAAGGAUUGGAUUAUAUUAUUUAUCUUGCAUCAUACAUAUGGCAACCGCUCCCUUCAUUCACGCGCGCUGUGCUUACUCGCCUAGAAUUUCCAAUCGCAACAACAAGCCUAGUUCGCAACAAGGCCCCUUGGCUUCUUCGUCUUCUCAUGCUUCCUCCUCCUCUUCACCCUCCAGUUCUAGCUUCUCUCACCCUUCUGGUACAAACAGUGGACAAAGACACCAGGGCCUUAGAGCUCAAGCUAUGAGUACUGUCACACUUGGAAAUUCUAUUGCUAGCAUAGGGAAUUUGAAGAACGAUCCUGAUCAUCUCCUUGUUCUUGUUCAUGGUAUCUUGGCUAGCACAGCAGACUGGACUUAUGCGGAAGCAGAGUUGAAAAGGCGCCUUGGAAAAAACUUUUUAAUUUAUGUAAGUUCAUCAAAUACUUACACUAAGACAUUUACUGGGAUUGAUGGAGCUGGAAAGCGAUUAGCUGAUGAAGUCUUGCAAGUUGUUAAAAAGACAAAGAGCCUGAAAAGAAUCUCCUUUCUAGCCCAUUCUCUGGGAGGCUUGUUUGCUAGAUAUGCAAUUGCUGUUCUUUAUUCACCUGAUACUUAUAGUAGGGACCAACCAGGUGAUCUAGCAAACAGCAUGACAGAAAAUUCCCAGGGAACAACCCUUUCAAGAGGAGGGAUGAUUGCUGGGUUAGAGCCAAUCAAUUUUAUAACUUUAGCAACACCACAUCUUGGCGUGAGAGGAAAGAAGCAGCUUCCAUUUCUGUUGGGUGUCCCAAUCCUAGAAAAGCUUGCUGCACCUAUAGCUCCUUUUUUUGUUGGUCAGACAGGUAGUCAGUUGUUCCUUACUGAUGGUAAACCUGACAAACCUCCUCUCCUAUUGAGAAUGGCUUCUGAUUCUGAUGAUGGAAAGUUUUUAUCUGCACUUGGAGCAUUUAGAUGUCGUAUCAUUUAUGCUAAUGUUUCAUAUGAUCAUAUGGUUGGGUGGCGCACAUCCUCUAUAAGGAGGGAAACUGAGCUCAGUAAGAAGCCUCCUCGCCAAUCUUUAGAUGGAUACAAGCACGUGGUUGAUGUGGAAUACUGUCCCCCAGUUCCUUCUGAUGGCCCUAAAUUUCCUCCAAAAGCAGUAAAAGCAAAAGAGGCAGCACAAAAUGCGCCCAAUACACAGAAUACUGUGGAAUAUCAUGAAAUUGUAGAAGAUGAGAUGAUUCGAGGAUUACAGCAGUUGGGAUGGAAAAAAGUUGAUGUCAGCUUUCACUCAGCAUUCUGGCCUUUCUUUGCUCAUAACAACAUUCAUGUGAAAAAUGAAUGGUUUCACAAUGCUGGUGUAGGAGUUAUUGCUCAUGUGGCCGAAAGCUUAAGACAGCUAGAAGCAUCAUCAUUUUUGUCUGCUAGCUUGUAACUAGUGUACUAGUAUGUGAUUCCACUUUGCCGGGAACAUGCCUAAUGUUGUCUUUGGUUCAGAGAAUAAAAAUAGAGAUGUAAAUUGAAGAGAAUUUUUUAUUAUUAAAAUAAGGUGUAAAAGGUAUGGGUCCACAUGAGACCCACCAAAUUUCUUUCUUAUUUCUCUCCUAGCUUCCUAAACUAAACACCGCCUAACUUAUACAAUGCAAGAUGAGAAAACAUUUUUUUUUAUUAUAGUAGUCAUUAAUAUACUUACAAUAUUUUAUUAUUAA